GCCAUUUUGUAGCUUCGACGAGUUCGUUUGGCAUGCAUGGUAGCAUAGCGUAAAGCAAGUAAGAAACAGUUUUUCUGGUUAAAAUGACGCAGUUUCUACCGCCAAAUUUGUUGGCGUUGUUUGCGCCCCGCGAACCGAUACCAUAUUUGCCCCCCGCGUCCAAAUUACCCCAUGAAAAAAAAUCCAGGGGCUAUUUAGGGGUGGGCGGCUUCCUUCAUCAUUUUGAGGAUCCCAAAGACACACCACCUCCAACAAGGGUGGAAACCAGGGAGGAACGAAUUGAAAGGAGGCGUAGAGAAAGGGCUGAACAAGUCGCAUAUAAACUCGAGCAAGAAAUUGCCGUUUGGGAUCCAACGGCCAGUGAAAACAUCACUGGUGAUCCCUUUAAAACUCUGUUUGUUGCAAGAAUUAAUUAUGAUACUUCAGAAUCAAAGCUCAGGAGGGAAUUUGAAGUGUAUGGCCCCAUUAAAAAAAUUGUGUUAAUUCACAACAGUAUCAAUGGAAAACCCAGGGGGUAUGCAUUUAUAGAGUAUGAACAUGAAAGGGACAUGCAUUCCGCUUACAAACACGCCGACGGGAAGAAAAUUGACGGUCGUAGGGUUUUGGUUGACGUCGAACGAGCCCGUACAGUCAAAGGUUGGCUACCCAGGAAAUUAGGCGGUGGUUUAGGCGGAACCCGUCGCGGUGGUCCGGACGUCAACAUCAAGCAUUCGGGCCGCGAGGACAACGAACGCGAGCGCGAACGUUACCGCGUCGAAAGGGAGCGCGAGGAGCGUGGGCUGGGUGGCGGCGGUGGUGGAGGUGGCGGUCGCGAUCGAGAUCGCGAACGCGAGAGGGAUAGGGGCGCAGGCGGCGGCGGUCUCGAACGUCGUCGCUCGCGAUCGAGGGAGAGGCGCAGGCGCAGCAGGUCGCGGUCGCCGAGGAGGGAAAAGAGGCGCAGGAGCAAAGAGAGAGGGCUGCGUGGUGAAGAAUUCGAGGAUGGAUUCGAGGGUGGGCGUACGCGUGAAAAGGAGAGGGAUAGGGAUCGUGAGCGUGACAGAGAUAGGAAACGUAGACGUUCCAGGUCCAGGGAUAAGGAUCGCAGUGAGCGCAAACGUGAACGUAGGGAGAGACGCGAAAGAGAACGCGGCGAAAGAUUGGAGUAUAUCAAAACGGACGACGGGGGUGAAAUCCGUAUCAAGGAGGAACCCAUCGAUGAUUACCCUGAAUUUUCUUACCUACCUCAAAAUUAUGAUUCGAAUGCUGUGAAAUAUGAAGACGAAGAUGAACAGAAAUAUGAACCAGACAACGCAAAUGGUGCAAAUAGGCACUAUGAUGACGAAUAUGAGGAAGGUGAAGCAUAUUAGUUUUAUAAGAUUACUUUGUAAAAUAAAUUUAUUGCUUAAGAAUAUAAUUUUUAAGGUAAGAUAUAAUUAAAUCCGUGUAAUAAUGUAAUAUUGACGUGCUGUUUUUAAUUUAUAAUAAUUUCUUAAGUAUACAAUUUAGGAGCAAUUUGUAUAUAAAUAAAUGAUUUUCUUCUUAAA
Aethina tumida (small hive beetle) is the source of this 1523-nucleotide messenger RNA. RefSeq names its product U1 small nuclear ribonucleoprotein 70 kDa (gene snRNP-U1-70K). The coding region runs from base 84 to 1346 and encodes 420 amino acids. The transcript has 8 exons. NCBI's taxonomy places the organism in Eukaryota, Metazoa, Arthropoda, Insecta, Coleoptera, Nitidulidae. Gene Ontology annotation, cellular component: precatalytic spliceosome; U1 snRNP; U2-type prespliceosome. Gene Ontology annotation, biological process: mRNA splicing, via spliceosome. The record is from RefSeq and is a predicted model, not a curated record. Gene Ontology annotation, molecular function: mRNA binding; U1 snRNA binding.